Molecule: messenger RNA, 2738 nt
Organism: Daucus carota subsp. sativus
Lineage: Eukaryota; Viridiplantae; Streptophyta; Magnoliopsida; Apiales; Apiaceae
Product: myosin-binding protein 7
Exons: 4
Coding region: 433-2004 (523 amino acids)
Source: RefSeq, a predicted model, not a curated record
AUACAAGUUACUUUGACAAAGAAAAAUACAUGUCACCUACUAAACACAUGAGUGGACUAUUAUUAUGCGCCUAAUUUUGGUCCUCCUUCCCAAAAUAAAAACAGAACUGAAUCAAAACGCUCGCUCCAUUUUAUUGUAAUCCUCCCCGACAAUUUCUCCAGUUACCAUAUCCAACACCCCAUGUAUACAUACACAUAUACAUACAUACAGAAUAAACUAUUUUUAGCCCCAAUUCAGUAAAAAUAUACAAAAUUAGGGCUUGGAUUUGGAUCAUGAAUAUCUCUCCAUCGUUAUUCCCGGAUUGCCUUUGAUUUGUUGAUUAGUUGAGAUUGUAGGAGCUGUUUAUAAGAUUUUUUAGAUUAGAGGGGGAUUGUGAUAGAUUUAAUAGGUGUUUUUCGGUUUGAGUUGAUUUUCAUUGGUGUGAAUUUGGUUAUGGAGUUGGAGAUUGCGCCUCAUUCUACGAGUAGGGUCCAGUGUGGUGAUUGUGAGUGUGAUUGUUCAACGAUGAAUAGGUCAUCUUCUGGGACUUGGCUUCGUACGGUGAAGCGGAAGUAUGGGGAAUUUGAGGUUGAGAAAGAGGAGUUUGAGAUACCUGGAUUGGAUAUUGAUAUUUCUCAGGUUGCGAAGGUUGAGCUUGGGAAUGAAUGUUUUAUGCUUCGUGAAAUGGUUACGAAUCAACAGGAGUCGAUAAAUGAGCUAUCGGUGGAGUUGGAGAAGGAGAGGAAUGCGUCGUCAUCUUCGGCUAAUGAGGCAAUGUCGAUGAUUUUGAGGUUACAGAGAGAGAAGGCUGAGGUUCAGAUGGAGCUUAGGCAGUUUAAGCGGUAUGCAGAGGAGAAGAUUGCACAUGAUGGAGAAGAGAUCUUGGCAUUGGAGGAAUUGUUGUAUAAGAAGGACGAAGUUAUUGAAUCGCUCACGUGUGAGAUAGAAGCUUAUAAGAAUAGGUUGAUGAGUUAUGGUAUUAUGGAUCGCGAGGCUGAGGGAGAAAAAGGUGUUGUUAGCCGAGAGAAUAGCACAGACAGCUGGGAGGGCUCGUAUGACAUUCCGACUUAUGAUUACCCUCCAAUUAAGUGCAGUACAAAUGAGAAUCAGGUCACUCAUGAAGUCAAAAAUGAUGUAGCUGAUGUGGAGAAUGUAGUUGGCGACAGGCCACCGUCUCGAGAUGAUCUGAAGGAUUUGGAAUAUCGGAUAAAUCAAUUGGAACAAAGUCCAACGCAAAGUCAGCCUGAUGUAGAAGCUUUUGCCACAAAUAAUGUGCUUGAAAAGGUGAUAGUUGGUCAUUCUCCAAGGCCAUACAGGCAUGUGAGAAGAUCCUCUAAUGACAGUUCAAGCUCAAUUCCUGCGAUUGUUAAGGAAACAAGUUCAGAUAUUACCUAUGAUCUUGGCAGUGCUAAGAAGAAGGAAUGUGUACAUGUACAUGUAGAGGAAUAUCCUGAUUUAAGAAAUUUUGAUAUCUCAUCUGAAGUUGAAGAUGACAUGAGUGAUAGAGUAUAUACUGUUGAUUCUGUUCAUGGUGUUCCAUAUAAUAGCGUCACGGAACAAAAGGUUUCUGUUGGAACAUCUGAAGAUUAUGUGACCAAGCAUAAGGAGCCACUCUAUGCAGGAGAUCUGGGGGAUCCGGAAAUUAAGAGGCUGUAUACGAGACUUCAGGCACUUGAGGCUGACAGAGAAUCUAUGCGGCAGGCACUGAUUUCUAUAGGUACAGAGAAGGCACAAUUGGUAUUACUGAAGGAGAUAGCUCAACAACUGUGUCAAGAUAUGUCACCUGCGAGAACACUGCCUGUGAGAAAGACAUCUGUUAUUAGUAGCUUCUCAAUUUUCUCAUUUUUUAAGUGGAUUGUGUCAUUUGUUUUUUGGAGAAGGAAAGUACGUCAACCCAGGUAUACGUUUGGCAUGUCACCAAAAAAUAUUGGAUUACUGACCCUUUUGGACAAGGGACCCUAUGGAAGGCCAUGGAGAUCUAUUUCAAGUACAAAAAUUGGAUCUAUUUCAAGUACAAAAGUUUGAAAUUAUGAUAAUGAUGAAGAGUGCAGACCAUCAUCGUCUUCAGGUUCAAGAUUGUGUUUCUGGUUUUCAUGAGCAAGUUUAGUAUGUGACAUUUCAGUAUGCAGUGUUCUUAUAUUUCCUUUGUUAAGAUUGAAGUGCUUAGUGCUUGACCACCGAAGAUAUGGAUACAAUUGAUUCUUGAGCUUGUAUUCUUCUGCAUUCAUUUUAUCUCGAGUAUUCCGAUGUUCAGAAAUUAGUCUUGUAUAUUACCCAACACGAGCAUCCUCCCUAUGUAGUCUUGUACAGUAGAUUCAGUGAUGGUUGCCAGUCAGACAAGUUGCUAUUCUUUUUUGUGAAGCAGUUUGAAUUGUUCCAAGCAAGGAAACCCAAGGAGUGUGAUGCUGCUUCUUGCUAGUCGUGAGCAUUGCUUGUUUAUGUAUCGUUAAAUUUCUGAUUUUUUGUGUUGUGCUGAUUGCACUCUGAUAAGAUUGAUCAAAUUCUAAGAACUGGCUUGAAAUCUUUAACUUUAGUUUGUGAAAAUGAUUGUAGCUUUUAUAGCUUGCAGUAAUUUCCUCAUUUUAAUGCAUGUCUGAUAGAGUUUUACUUUUGUGGAAGUAUUCCACGAAAGAAAGGGUGGAUAGGUUGGUUGCAAACAUGAAACAUGUUCGAGUCCUAGCAACCAAGUAUUAUGUAUGUGGUUCUGCUUUUGUAUCAAACGGUAUUACAGUUUUCGUGAAUAUACAGAUAUUAGUAUA